CCAGCGCGACGACCGGAGUGCGACGUUUCCAUCAUGUUGUCGGACAUGCGCUCGGCGGGUGCUCCGACGACCGGACACCCGGGCAACGGCGUCCUUCCGCACGCGUGGGAGUGCAUCGACGGGGCAUGGCAGCAGAACUGGGUGAUCCACCGGGAUGGGCGCAUCGAGCUUGCAGGCCGUGGCCUGUGCCUCGACGUGCGCGACGGCGGCACCGAUGUCCAGCUGUGGGAGUGCAUCGCAGGCAACACCAACCAGCAGUUCGACAUCGGUCCGUACCCCGGGCAACUUCUCAACUGA
This is a messenger RNA of Cutaneotrichosporon oleaginosum, 297 nucleotides long. RefSeq lists its product as uncharacterized. The record is from RefSeq and is a predicted model, not a curated record. Lineage: Eukaryota; Fungi; Basidiomycota; Tremellomycetes; Trichosporonales; Trichosporonaceae.